AUGGAUAACUUUAAAAUUAUAUAUGCAUCUAUAAUACGUUUCAAUGAUAAGAUACCCAUUUUUACAUAUCAUGUCAAAGUUGAUUCACAUUUAAGAAUUGAGCUAGUUAAAAGCUUAAACAUAUAUUUUCGGUCUACGUCCAUUGCGGCUUUUCCUGGAGGAACACAUGUUGUUCCGUUUGACUAUGGAAUUAUAUAUUCAUUGUACAAUAAAAACCUCACCUUGAUUUAUAUUAUUAUAACACAGAAACAAUAUAUAGAGAAUAAAUAUGCAUUUUUAUUCUUACAAGAAUGCAUGAACGAAUUAGAAAAAAAAAUAGAUCUUACAAAUUUGAUGAGAUUACCAAAAAAUAAAUAUUCAAGAACCUUUACACAAUAUUAUCAACAGUUAAUUAAAAAAUAUAAUGCUGAAGUAUGUUAUCCUAUUGAGAGGAUAGAUAAAAAAAUAAUUCGUAUUCUAUCAACCGUAUGUCAGGGUAUACAAACUACAAUCAAAAAUAAACAGGGGUUAAAAAAAUUAGAAAGUCGAAUGAAUAGUUUAAGCUUCAAUGCAAGGCUGGUUAGUUAUAUAUUAAUAAUAUAA
Molecule: messenger RNA, 582 nt
Organism: Plasmodium adleri (nom. inval.)
Lineage: Eukaryota; Apicomplexa; Aconoidasida; Haemosporida; Plasmodiidae
Product: probable protein, unknown function
Exons: 4
Coding region: 1-582 (193 amino acids)
Source: RefSeq, a predicted model, not a curated record